Phytomonas sp. Hart1 is the source of this 830-nucleotide messenger RNA. The record is from the annotation of a GenBank genome assembly. Lineage: Eukaryota; Euglenozoa; Kinetoplastea; Trypanosomatida; Trypanosomatidae.
GUUCAUAUUUUUAUUAAACACUUUUAAGACUGAAUACUAGAGGUAAAUUUUUCUGAAAGCAAAUUCAAAUGGAUUUCUUGCAUUACGUUCAGGGAAUAGUCAUACUAGACAGAACAGGUAAGCACAUUUUCGCAAAGUAUUACACAAAAGGAGAUGUGUGUGAGUUCUCAAAGAAGCUUUAUGCAAUCGAGAAACAGAAACAGCUAGAAUGUGCUGCUUAUCAAUCGAUUAAAGAUAGUAGAUGCAAUUUGAGUAUUUCGGGUGAUGGAAACAUUGUGAUCAUAGAUCAGCAUACCAUCUUAUAUUAUCAGGGUGAUGACGUGACAUUCAUGGUGAUUGGCCACAAAGAGGAAAAUGAAUUGGUACUGAAUACUGUGCUAAAAACGCUUGUAGAUGCCCUCAAAAAAGUGCUUAACGCACCGCAACUUUACACUCGACUGCUUCUGGAAAAUUACAAUGCAAUUAUAUUGACUGUAGAUGAGAUGAUUGAUGGAGGAAUCAUUUUGGAAACUGACCCCACAAGUAUCGCGUCUGAGGUGGAAUUGCACACUCGAAAGACUGGAAGCGAUGUGGCUUAUAAAGCAAUCAGUACGGUCAACCGCUACCUCCGCGAAACUAUAUAAACUAGUACGGGUGAAGUAUUGGUAAACUGGUGUUUAUUAAAACUAUGAUUUAGUGAGAGGAAUUCCAAAAGGUAAACAAGUGUGAGGUGUUCUAAAUUGUUAGAUUUUACUAAAAUAUAGCGUGGCGAUGUGCAGUGUUUAUAAUUGCUUAUUUUCCUCUUCCAUCUUCCAAAUACUUCACUGAAUUUUUAUAUGAUGCAUCUAUUU